ACCAUAUAUAAGUCCUUAUCUUUCAAAGCUCCUGGCAUCGCAAUUUGGUCUCUCAUUUGGUGCUUCCGUGUUUCUCACCUGAGUUGAGCCUGAGCCCUAGCCUGAGAUCAAGAAGAAGAAAAUGGGAGGAGGCAACGGUCAGAAGUCAAAGAUGGCUCGUGAGAGGAACUUGGAGAAGCAAAAAGCCGCCGGCAAGGGAAGUCAGCUUGAGUCAAACAAGAAAGCCAUGAGCAUCCAGUGCAAAGUGUGCAUGCAGACGUUCAUUUGCACCACUUCGGAGGUGAAAUGCAAGGAACACGCUGAAGCCAAACACCCCAAAUCUGAUUUAUUCACAUGUUUCCCUCAUCUUAAGAAAUGAAACAGAAACGACAAAAGUAACUAUCCAACCACCAUCUCCAUCUCUAAUUUCUUAAUCAUCUCUAAUUUCUUAAUCGUGAUUAAGUCAUCCUUGUAGACUCUUGGAUGUUAAUUAAUCAAGGUCUGUGGACUAUGUUUAAUAGCAUGCUAAUUUGAUGUGUGAUUUUUUAGUUGCA
Molecule: messenger RNA, 533 nt
Organism: Pistacia vera
Lineage: Eukaryota; Viridiplantae; Streptophyta; Magnoliopsida; Sapindales; Anacardiaceae
Exons: 3
Coding region: 122-358 (78 amino acids)
Source: RefSeq, a predicted model, not a curated record